This is a messenger RNA of Mucor mucedo, 905 nucleotides long. RefSeq lists its product as uncharacterized. Lineage: Eukaryota; Fungi; Mucoromycota; Mucoromycetes; Mucorales; Mucoraceae. Bases 19 to 825 code for a protein of 268 amino acids. The record is from RefSeq and is a predicted model, not a curated record. Gene Ontology annotation, cellular component: cytoplasm; nucleus. The transcript has a single exon. Gene Ontology annotation, molecular function: RNA polymerase II cis-regulatory region sequence-specific DNA binding.
UUUUUUAAAGGAAGAAAUAUGAAUGACUAUAUCAAUACACUAAAUGAAAUUCGACAUUACAAGUGCGAUUUUUGCGAUAAAUCUUUUUAUCGGUUAGAGCACAAGGUUCGACACGUAAGAACGCACACGGGAGAGAAACCUCAUGGAUGCAUAUUCGAGCACUGCGAUAAACGAUUUGCUCGAUCGGAUGAACUACAACGGCAUAUCCGUGUGCAUAAUUCAUCAUGUGCAGUGACAGUACGUCGUAAACGAAAGUCAAGCAAACAAUACGUUCCAUCGGAAGAAGAAGAUUAUAUGCGUCAACAACAACAUUGUUCCGUUUUGCGUCUUUCCUGUACCUCCAAUACCGAUAUAGAGCUCAUGAAAAAGAUGCAGGCACAGCAACGUCGCGUACGAGAGAACAGAGCUUCCUCGUUAAAUUCAUCUGAAUUACACCAUUGUCUUGCAGCAGGAUGUUUCAAGAGCUUUUGGAGAAAGGGGCAGCUUGUGCGUCAUAUUGAUACACAUCAUGGGAUUCGAGUGACGAGAGAAGAAGUGACAGACAAGGAGAGAAUGCUACAGCUCCUUGAUUCCAAUGCAUCCAGUGUUAUUACUGUAGGUGAAGUGCCCCAUUUGACACGACGCGUAUCCGAUGCAUCCUCUCAUUCUUCGCCUGAAUGUCUAUCCCCCACACCUCAGUAUACCGUCGCUCAUCAUUUACCAGAAAAAUCUAUUUCUUUACCUUCUUUUAAAGAUGCAUUCAUGCCUUCUUUAUUUGAAUCCCAUUAUUAUUCAAAUCAAAAUAAUUUCACACUUCCUUCUUUUAAAACAUUAUUCACUAAUUAAUUAGCAUUUCCCCUCACAAACAAACAUUUGCACGUAAAUAUUUUUCCCCCUCUUUCACUAUGUAAAUAACUCACGAUUCC